ACCUGGCGUCGGUGGAGACGUCAUCCUUCCGCGCCUUGAUUCAAGCCUUUUCCCUCUUUGCGUCGUUCCCGUUUAAAUCGCGUUAGUCCGCGUACCCGGUCUCCUUUUGCCGCCGCUGUGUUUUUAUUUUUUAUUCGGCAGAAUGGGCCCAAUAGAGCUCCUCCACAUGUCGGUUUUCUCCCAGAGUUUUUCUCCCUGCGGCCGGUUCCUGGCGGCCGGAAACAACUACGGAGAGAUCGCGCUCUUCAGCCUGUCCGCAGCUCUGAGCCCAGAUGCCACCGGACUGAGUCAGAAACCGGUUCUAACGUUCACUGCUCACGAAGGCCCGGUGUUCUCUCUGCUGUCCACGGACUGUCACCUCCUGAGUGCAGGAAACGGAGAGAUCAGCGCCUGGAGCUGGACUGAACUCAUCAAGAAGAAUGUCAAAGCUCUGUGGACGAAAAGACCCAACUACAAGUCCAGUCUGGAGAUCCCAGAGAUCAACUCCAUGGCCCUCAGCCCCAGAGACAACAGUCUGGUAGUCGGCGGGGGAGACAACAACAUCCACAUCCUGGACCUGGAACACGGAGUCUUCAAGUCGGUCCUGCAGGGUCACUCGGACUACGUCCACUGCGUGAGCGUGAGGGAGAGGGAGGCGGAGAUCCUGUCGGGGGGGGAGGACGGCGCUGUGAGGAUCUGGGACUGCAGGACGGGCCAGUCUGUCCACUGCAUCGAGGUCUACAAGUACGAGAGCUGUGCGCGGCCUCAGUGCGGGAAGUGGAUCAGCUGUUUGACCACCGACUCCGACUGGAUGCUGUGUGGUGGAGGUCCGUCUCUGUCUCUGUGGCACCUCCGCUCUCUGUCUCCCACCUCCACCUUCCCGCUGACAGGCUGCCAGAGACAGGCCGCCUUCUACCAGGACAUGAUCCUGGCGGUGGGUGAAGGUCCCUGUGUCUCUCACUGUCUGCUGGGGGGAGAGGUCAAAGCUCAGAUCCCCUGUUCUCCACAGAGCCUCAACACACUGCAGCUCAACACCAACAGCACCGAGCACCGGGUGCUGACGGUUGGAGGCAGCAGCGACCGCAUCGAUGUCUUCACCAACCUGUCCUACAAAGCAUUUUCCCUCAGCUUCUGAGCACACGUUGCAUUCCCUCGCCCCUCAUCCUAAUCUGAACCCGGUUCUAACUUGAACCCUCGAACAGCCCUUUGACGGUGUGAGGAUCAGAAAACGUCCUCGAAACGAUGGUUUAGAGCUAAAAUUUGUCAGCACAACCAUAGGACAUGAACGGUGACGUGUGGAUGUUAAUGUGUCUGGCAGGUGAAGCUCCGAUCAUUAAUCUGAGUAUUUGUGAAGGUGUCAGAAACUCCCCUCAGCUUUUAUAUCAUUUUGUCUGAAGAUAAUAAAAUAUUUGUCAUUUUA
Xiphias gladius (swordfish) is the source of this 1399-nucleotide messenger RNA. RefSeq names its product THO complex 6 (gene thoc6). The transcript is spliced from 13 exons. Gene Ontology annotation, molecular function: protein binding. The coding region runs from base 143 to 1114 and encodes 323 amino acids. Lineage: Eukaryota; Metazoa; Chordata; Actinopteri; Istiophoriformes; Xiphiidae. Gene Ontology annotation, biological process: mRNA export from nucleus. The record is from RefSeq and is a predicted model, not a curated record. Gene Ontology annotation, cellular component: THO complex; transcription export complex.